Molecule: messenger RNA, 1843 nt
Organism: Chinchilla lanigera (long-tailed chinchilla)
Lineage: Eukaryota; Metazoa; Chordata; Mammalia; Rodentia; Chinchillidae
Gene: Trarg1
Product: tumor suppressor candidate 5
Exons: 3
Coding region: 367-897 (176 amino acids)
Cellular component (GO): membrane
Source: RefSeq, a predicted model, not a curated record
UCCCUGCCUCUGCCUUACUCUGGAGAGAAGCAUUCUUCUUCCUGCUCUCUGAGCUUUCUGUUGCUUCCCCGCCCAUCCGUGCUGUCAGCAGCGCCAGCAAAGUUGGCUUCAAACUUGAACGGAGCUGAAGGCUUCAUCUUCCUGGGAGCUCUUCAGGGGCAGCAGCAGGCCCCCGCCUUUGUACCACACUGGCUUCCCGAAGCCCCCGCUGAUCCUGCCAGUGCCCAGCCGGCCUGCUGUCUCCUGGCCAGUGCUUCUGCCCCUGCCUCAGGGGCCCCAGGUCUGGGCUGGGGAAUGGUGCACUGAGAUCCACCUGGAGCCCUUUGCCCCAGCGUGGAGCCAGAGCAGCCCAAGGCCCAGGUCAACAUGGCUAACCCCACGCAACCUCAGUUUUCCCAGGCACAGGGUCUGGGCUCCACCUCAUCACAGAACCUGCCUGAGAUGGAGAAGCUCCUCACCAACGUGGAGGGCAAGGAUGACAAAGCCCUGAAUCUGUCCAAGUCCCUCUCUGGGGCUAUGGACCUGGAGAAGAAUGGCCACAGUCUGCCCUUCAAGGUGAUCCCCGAGGUGCACCGGGAGGCCUCGAUGCCCGGCUCCCCUUCCCGGGCCAGCUCAAGGCGGGCAUCCUCCAUCGCCACCACUUCCUUCGCUCAGGACCAAGAAGCCCCCAAAGAUUACCUCGUCCUUGCCAUUGCCUCUUGUUUCUGCCCUGUGUGGCCCCUCAACCUCAUCCCCCUCAUCUUUUCUAUUAUGUCUCGAAGCAGCAUGCAGCAUGGGGACAUGGAUGGGGCCCGGAGGCUGGGCCGCCUGGCCCGGCUGCUCAGCAUCAGCUUCAUCAUCCUGGGGAUCGUCAUCAUCAUCGUGGCUAUCAACUUCCUAGUUCCGAAACACAAGUAACCAGGAAGCUGUGCUAGUAGAGGCGGAUGCUGGCUAGCUGGAGAGCCCUGAACUCACACACCCUACACACCACGAGAGGACAGGAUGGUGACUGCCUAGUGCCCAUCUCUCUCCCCAGCUCCAAAAGCACAAACUUGGAGGGCAACUCCCAAGUCAUCCCACUGUCAGCCCACACCGGAUGAGAAAAUCUGGAGGAAGGAAAGAAGGGAAGAAGGAAGGAAAGAAAUUUGUGGUGGAACCAAUGAGUGAUGUAGGUUAAUCUCAUGGACACGUCCUGACAUUUCGGCCCCUAUGUUCUGGGUUAUUUCUCAUCCCUACAAUUUUCUGGACCUACCAAGCAGCAUAAACUGCCAGAAUGAGAAGAACCAGCCCCACAAAGAAGUCCAUCUCUGGUAGGAGAAGAAACAUCGCUGGACCUUCAUGUCUGUGGACCAGGAGCAAAGAUGCGGGAUUUCAUCUUUUGUAUUUUUCCUGAGGGGGAGAAAACAGACCAUUUGCAUGCUUUGUGCCACAUGCCUGCCGUGAUCCCAGCCGGAGCUUCCAGGCGAGGCUGCCCCUCAGUACCUGCCCUGGCUGCCCUCAGGCCUGUGGGGGAUGCAGAGAUGCCUGGGAAGAGGGAGCGGCUGCAAGUGCUUCCUCCAUCUCAAGGUGUGGCACUGAGAAGAGCGUUGGCGAGGACAGAUGCAGGGGCAGCGUGAUGCUCUUCCUGAACUUUUCAGCCUGAGGCCCUCUGCGGAGGACUCUGGUUGGCUUGUGUCUCCCAGGACCACUCAGCCUGCCUCUUGGGCUUCACCUGGGCUGCAGCCGGGGGCACUAACUGGGAACUCCCAAGACCUGACCGGAUCCAGGCCAGUCAGUGGCAAAGGGUGGGAGUGGGGAUGUAGCUCAGUGGCACAGCGCCUGCCUGGCAAGCACAAGGUCCUGAGUUUGAUUUCUGGUACCAAAA